AUGAAGAAGUGCUUGCAGUCCAACUUUUUGCCUCAUAAUUUUCAAAGGUUGAUGUACCAACGUCUGCAGAAUUUAAAACAGGGGGCUAAAUCUGUUGAUGAUUAUACAACAGAGUUUUAUCAUUUAAUUGCGAGGAAUGAUAUUCAAGAACCGGAGGAGCAACUUAUUUCUCAGUAUAUUGGGGGUCUGAGGGUUCAAAUCAUGGAGUCCGUGAAUCUUUUUGACCCGUUAACCAUUCCAGAGGCACACCAACGGGCGUUGGCCUUUGAGAAACAGAACCGUCGGGUGAACAGUUCAUUUGCCCGUACCGGAGGGAACGUUGGGUCGGCUAGUGGUGGGGUAACUCGUGGCGGGUCUAGUCAGCAAAGGUCGGGGUUUAACAAUACCGGGCCUACUUCUAAGGGGGCUAGUAGUAGUGGUCCGAGAUGUUUCAAUUGUGGUGAGACGGGCCAUCGUCAAGCUGAGUGUAAAAGGGCUGGUAAAAAACAGUUGUUUGCUGAGUCCGAGGAUAAUCAGUAUGAAGAGUAUGAAAAUAACCCAGUGUAUGAUGAAGAAACUGAAUAUGAAGAAGAGGUUAUGACCGGUGAUGUUGGUGUGAACUUGGUAGUUAGACGAUCUUACUAUACACCAAAGGCAGAUGGGGAUGACUGGCUUAAGCAUAAUAUCUUCCACUCAACAUGUACCAUUUUGGGAAAGGUUUGCACAUUCGUUAUUGAUUCGGGGAGUUGUGACAAUUUGAUUUCUGAAGAGGCAGUUCAAAAGUUAGCCUUGAAAACAGAGAGUCACCCCAAGCCUUAUAAGCUUCAAUGGCUUAAAAAGGGAGGUGAAGUGACGGUAUCUAAAAGGGCACUUGUUUCUAUUUCUAUUGGGUCCACCUUUAAAGAUGAUGUUGUGUGUGAUGUGGUCCCUAUGGACCCGUGUCACUUAUUGUUGGGUAGACCUUGGGAAUAUGAACGUAAUAUAGAGUAUAACGGGCAGUCCAAUACUUAUAGCUUUCUGUUUGGUGGUGUGAAGAUAACUCUUGUUCCUAGCAAGCCUAAGCAGUUAGCCACAAAACAGUCGGGUACUUUGUUGAUCAUCAGUCAGUUUCAAGAUGAGUUGGAGGACACAGACAAUGUUUUUAUUUUGAUAGGGAAGGCAGUGCCCGAGGAAGUCGAAAUUCCUGAUGCUAUGGUUCCUUUACUUGAGGAAUUUUCUGAUGUUUUUCCUGUUGAGUUGCCUGAUGAAUUACCACCUUUGCGUGACAUCCAACAUCAUAUUGAUUUGGAGCCUGGGUCACAGUUACCCAAUAGACCACAUUACAGGAUGAGCCCUACUGAGCAUGAAGAGUUGCGAAGACAGGUUUAG
Messenger RNA from Helianthus annuus (common sunflower), 1347 nucleotides. RefSeq lists its product as uncharacterized. Gene Ontology annotation, molecular function: nucleic acid binding; zinc ion binding. NCBI's taxonomy places the organism in Eukaryota, Viridiplantae, Streptophyta, Magnoliopsida, Asterales, Asteraceae. The record is from RefSeq and is a predicted model, not a curated record. The transcript has a single exon. Bases 1 to 1347 code for a protein of 448 amino acids.